CUCAGUCUCUGUUCUCAUCCUCAUCUUCGCCAAGAGAGCUUUCGUCUGUUUCUCGCACCGCUUUUUAUUUCCUAAGAGGGUGUUUGGGAAGAGAGAAAGGGAGAGAAAAUGGAGGUAGAUAGAAGAGUUGGGGUGGCAGUAGAUUUCUCUGCAUGCAGCAAGAAAGCCCUGAAAUGGGCCUUGGACAACGUUGUCCGCGACGGGGAUCACCUUAUCAUCCUUAGCGUCCUCCCUGAAGGACACUACGAAGAGGGCGAGAUGCAGCUCUGGGAAACCACUGGUUCUCCAUUAAUUCCUUUGAGUGAGUUUUCUGACCCGAUUAUAUCGAAGAAGUAUGGGGUGAAACCCGACGCAGAAACGCUGGACAUUGUCAAUUGUGUUGCCAGGCAGAAAGAUAUUGUGGUGCUGAUGAAGGUAUACUGGGGCGAUGCUCGGGAGAAGAUAUGCGAAGCAAUUGACAAUAUUCCUCUAAGUUGCCUUGUCAUUGGAAACAGAGGGCUGGGCAAGAUCAAGAGGGCAAUAUUGGGCAGUGUUAGCAACUAUGUGGUGAAUAAUGGUUCUUGUCCAGUUACAGUGGUGAAGAAUGCGGAAGAAAGUGGAAAAUGAAGGUUAGUGUCUUCAGAGUGAACCUUGGAAAUAAGUGGCAUGGUGUUUGAUUGAAUGAAGUGGAUCCCCAUGGAUCCAGUAGAAUGGGUGAUUGUUAAAUAAAUCUCGUUGUUUGCAACUUUAAUUAAUGUUGAAGUGGGAAUGCGUCAUUCUAUAUGUGGAUUAGGUUUGUGUAUGCUGAACCAUCGCCCAUGGUGGCGUUAUAUUCUCAGAGGGAAUGAAUAUUUUUCCAGCUUUUGAUGCCAAUCAAGAUUGGCUUCGAUCUGA
Molecule: messenger RNA, 873 nt
Organism: Vitis riparia (riverbank grape)
Lineage: Eukaryota; Viridiplantae; Streptophyta; Magnoliopsida; Vitales; Vitaceae
Product: universal stress protein PHOS32
Exons: 4
Coding region: 109-606 (165 amino acids)
Source: RefSeq, a predicted model, not a curated record